GUGAUGCGCUGGAGGAGCAGCGGCAGCAGCAGCGCAGCGGUGGAGAGCACGAUCCCUCCGCCAAUAUUCGCUCUGUUUGUGAUUAAUCUGAACGCUUUUGCCUCUUUCUGGCUUUGCAGCGGGGCCUGUGGUGUGUAUAAUGACCGGAAAGACCCAGACGAGCAACGUGACCAACAAGAAUGACCCCCGCUCGCUUAACUCUCGAGUCUUCAUCGGAAACCUGAACACGGCGGUGGUGACGAAGGCUGACAUCGAGGUGAUCUUUUGUAAAUACGGGAAGAUCGUGGGCUGCUCCGUGCACAAGGGCUACGCAUUUGUGCAGUACUCCAGUGAGAGGAACGCCAGGGCGGCUGUGUCCGGGGAGUACGCCAGGGUCAUCGCCGGCCAGUCACUAGACAUCAACAUGGCAGGGGAGCCGAAGCCAUACCGACCAAAGCUGGGCUCCAAAAGACCCCUGUCGUCUCUCUACAGUGGAUAUGAGUUUGACUAUGACUACUACAGAGAUGACUUCUAUAGCAGACUGUUUGAAUACCAUGGUCGGGUGGUGCCCCCCUCCAGAGCUGUGAUCCCAAUUAAACGGUCCCGUGUCAUCGUCCCAUCACGGAGACCCAAGUCCUCGUUCUCCAUCAGAGCAUGCUCCUCCUCCUCUUCCUCCUCCUGCUCUUCAUCGCGACAGUUCAACAACAUUUCCUCUGCCCAUGGACCCAGGCUGAAGUCCGAUCAACUUGUAACAAUAAAGAAGGAGCUGUCUCAAAUCAAAACCAGGAUUGACUCUCUGCUGGGUCGACUGGAGAAGAUCGAGAGGCAGCAGCGAUCUGACAUUGAGAUGAUGCAGAGGAAGCAGGAGGAAGUGUGCGAGUGUCUCCAUGGCGACGCAGCGGACCAUUCUGGAGCAGAGGAGGGGGAGGCGGGAGAGGACCAUGGGGAGGGUGGAGACAUGACGGACGGAGCAGUGGAAGACUAUGAUGAUGAAGAAGGCAACAGAGACCUGAUUGAGAACCACAUAUCAGACAUCGACAACUGAGAGAGAGCCAGAAAUUAAGACAUCUAAAUGAAGACACCAGCAAAGCCUCUGGAUGUGACGGAAACACAGUGAACUGUUAAGAGCCAGACACAGAGGAGAGGUCUUGUUACAACUCUACAAUUCUGAUGUGGACUUUCUGAAAAUGCUGGCUGAUGAAUAUUCACAAUAACUGCAAAAAGCAAUCAAUAAUCCCUGGAGUUAUUUCCUCUCAGAAAAACAAGGACUUUAUUUUGUGUGCUUAAUAUAAUCUAUGAAGAUCUGUAACAGUAACAGUGAUGAAAAUGUAAGUCAGCCAUGACAUUUGUCAUUGUAAAUGUAUUUUAUUAUUUAUGUGCAUUAAAAGCUCUUAGAGGGAGUGCUCUUUAUUUGAAUGUAAGAAGUGUUUACCCUUUUUUACUUGUUUAUUUAUUUUGGAAAAUGUAAUUUAUUAAAAAAAAUUGUUAUCAUAUAUUUAGUUUAAGGCACACAACAAUUAGUAGUUUAGUGUUUCAUCUGUCAGCUACAAAUACAAAUUUGAUAACAACGAACAAUUCCCUCAUUUCAUCCAAUUUAAAUGGCUUCUGAAUGGGAACCGAAAAAUCUUGAUUCGAAAAACAGUGUCCAGAUGAUCACCACUGAAACCUUCUCUAUGCUGAACAUUCAAUUAUUAUAAAUGCUAAAAAAUAUUCAAAUAUUUCAUUGUCUGCGCUCAAGAAUUCAAUACAUGCAUUCCAGUCUUUGGAUCAAGCUAAAGCACUUUUACAUUUACAAAUAUGAAAUAUUGAAUUGAUGUGUGCCUUUGUGUUUCUCUUGUAAAUCAUAAAUGCAUUGUUUGUUUUUGUUUUGGAUUUAUGAAAAUGAUUUUAAUAACAAGCAUGUGGAAAAUGACCCAUUUGUUUCAUUAGUAUUCAGUGCAUCUGAUGUACAGAGUUUUUAAAAUAAACAGGUUUCCUGUCAACCAU
Molecule: messenger RNA, 1965 nt
Organism: Periophthalmus magnuspinnatus
Lineage: Eukaryota; Metazoa; Chordata; Actinopteri; Gobiiformes; Gobiidae
Product: RNA-binding Raly-like protein
Exons: 9
Coding region: 140-1024 (294 amino acids)
Cellular component (GO): nucleus
Molecular function (GO): RNA binding
Source: RefSeq, a predicted model, not a curated record